Molecule: messenger RNA, 1289 nt
Organism: Oryza brachyantha (malo sina)
Lineage: Eukaryota; Viridiplantae; Streptophyta; Magnoliopsida; Poales; Poaceae
Product: organelle RRM domain-containing protein 6, chloroplastic-like
Exons: 4
Coding region: 108-551 (147 amino acids)
Biological process (GO): chloroplast mRNA modification; cytidine to uridine editing
Cellular component (GO): chloroplast
Molecular function (GO): RNA binding
Source: RefSeq, a predicted model, not a curated record
AUUUUGUCAGAGAAAAACCCCCAACGUUGGGCACGUUAACCUAACCCUAUCCGAAUAAAAUUCCGGAACCUCCAGCAAUUCGUCGCACCUCCAUCCGGCCCGGAGCAAUGGCGAGGGCUCGCGCCGCCGUCAUCCCCGUCGCUGCUCCUUCUAGAACCUUCAGCGUCUCCCUCGCGGCCUACCCCUCCUCCCCCUCAUCCUCGCACCCGUCUCGUCCGGUGGCCUCUUCCGGUGUGUCCUGCAGCCAGCGGCGUCUCCCCGCUGCCGCCGCUCGCAGCCACCCGCCGCCGAGCGCCUCCUCUAGGUUGUACGUGAGCGGUCUCUCGUUCCGUACAACCGAGGAGAGCCUACGGAAUGCGUUCGAGAGGUUCGGUCAGCUCACUGAAGUUAAUCUUGUGAUGGACAGAGUUGCGAAGCGGCCGAGAGGCUUUGCAUUCUUGUCUUAUACCAGUGAGGAGGAAUCCAAGAACGCCAUGGAAGGGAUGCAUGGCAAGUUCCUGGAUGGGAGGGUGAUCUUUGUUGAGUUUGCAAAGCAAAGGUCUGACGUCUGAGCUCUGAAGUAACCAGGUGCCAAACGUUUUCCAAUUACUGAAUUCACUUUGGGCUGAAUGGGUUACUGUAGUACCUAACACUUGAAAACAAACCUGGGAAGUCAUUCCUUGUCACAGCUAUGAAUUUCCUGUGAUAUCAGGAAAACGUUUCAUUUAAUUUUUGAAUGUGUACAUUUCCUUAUGAAUUGUUAAUAUCAGCCCUUGGGUAUUCCGGGCUUAUACUCUGUCCCCCAUGAGUCCUUACAUCCCAUCCUAUAACGGAUGAUCCUGAUUUUUCAAUUCUUUGUGAUGUAAAUGAUGAUGCAUUAUUUGGUACAUUCAGCGGUGGUUUCACUUGACAUGUUGAUACCUCUAGUCAAGCGCAACAUACUUUGUCUGAAUUUUAAUUGUGUAUCUGCCAAUACAAGCAAUAAAAGCAAGCAAGUGCCUUUUUUGGUGCUAGGAUACCAAUCGUCAUAACAUUUAUUACUUCAUUGGAGAAUUUCGUAGAACAGCUGUGCAAAUGAUGCAGUGAUAACAUAUUGAGUAGCAUGUAAAAAUUUGAAAAGACGUGUCGUGUGUUCAUUAUUUGGUAAAUGAUGAUACAGUGAUAACAUAUGAGUUACAUACAGAAAUUUGAAAAGAUGUGUCGUAUGUCCUAUUCAGAAAUAAUACAUGACGCCAUGUAACUAUUAGGAAUCAGCCGAGCUACCAAUGUAGCAUAUGGCCAUCUACAAGAACUGUAGCAUAGCUAGUAAA